Messenger RNA from Oreochromis aureus, 4948 nucleotides. RefSeq names its product carbohydrate sulfotransferase 11-like. The coding region runs from base 544 to 1563 and encodes 339 amino acids. The transcript has 3 exons. The record is from RefSeq and is a predicted model, not a curated record. Gene Ontology annotation, biological process: proteoglycan biosynthetic process; carbohydrate biosynthetic process. Gene Ontology annotation, cellular component: membrane. NCBI's taxonomy places the organism in Eukaryota, Metazoa, Chordata, Actinopteri, Cichliformes, Cichlidae. Gene Ontology annotation, molecular function: sulfotransferase activity.
CACACAGCAGAUUUCAUGCUGUCUGUAUAGAAGUUUUACUUUGAAAGGUCUCCCCGGAACCCGCCCUUCUUCUGAAACGUGUCGCUUAUUUGGCGACCACUGGGUCGUUGAGUGGCUGGACCCUUUCUGUGUCCGUGUCCGUGGGGAGAAAGGGGUUAAGCGGACAUUUGGAAAGACCCUGUCGUGGCGUAUAAAGCGCCCGUUACCCACACAGUCCGGCGGCCUGUGCUGGCACUACAGCGGCAGUGAUGCAGCCUUCUCCGUCGUCUCUACAAAGGCACACAGAAACGCGUCGGUAACCGAGAGAGACACGGCAGACCCGCGGAGUCUGCCGCCCGGGGCCCCCUUGUCCUCCCUCACCGCUGCCUCUUCCUGACCCGGCAUGCGAGGAUGUCCAGGAAGAUAAGGAGCGGCAAAGGUCGAGCAGCGAGCCGGAUCGAUGCUCCCACGGCCGGUGAAGUAGACUCGACAAAAAGCGUGUAGUUCGCCUGAACCCUGGCAGAAUUGGGCUCGGCUUCUCGGUGGCUUCCAGAGGCUCUCAGGAUGAGGAAACCCAGAGUGAUCCGGAUGGUUUUUGCCUUGUCCCUGGGAUGUUUCGUCAUGGUCAUAUUCUACUUUAACAGCAGCCUGAAGCCAGCCUCAGAGGCGGUGGGUGAAGGCAGCAGCAGACAGAAGUCCAGGAGGAGUCCUCUACAGACGCUGUAUGAUGGCGAUCAGGUUGAGUCGGCGGUACAGGCGAUCCAUCAGGGCAGACGGGAGCUGCUGGAAGAAGCUUGUCGCUCCUAUACCCGCAAACGUAGAGUCCUCAUCCCCGAGGACCUGAAGCACAUCAUCGUGGACGACCAGCACGGCUUGCUCUACUGCUACGUGCCCAAAGUGGCCUGCACCAACUGGAAGCGGGUGCUCAUGGUUCUAACGGGCGUUGCCGGGUCCAACACAGACCCUCUCGCGAUCCCUGCCAACGAGGCCCACAUCCCCGGAAACCUCCGCACACUUUCUGAGUACUCCACCUCCCAGAUCAAUCAGCGGCUGCGCUCAUACCUGAAGUUCGUCUUCGUGCGCGAGCCCUUUGAGCGGCUGGUGUCUGCAUAUCGCAACAAAUUCACACGGAGCUACAACACAGCCUUCCAUAAACGAUACGGCACAAAGAUAGUGCAGCGGCACAGGCCGGACCCACAGCCGGAAGCUCUGGAGAGAGGAAAUGACGUCUCCUUUGAGGAGUUUGUCUAUUACCUCGUGGACCCAGCCACCCAGCGAGAAGAGCCCUUCAACGAGCACUGGGAGCGGGUGCACUCACUGUGCCACCCCUGCCUCAUCCACUACGACGUGGUGGGGAAAUACGAGACGCUGGAGCAGGACUCCCGCUAUGUGCUGCAGCUGGCCGGGGUGGAGGACCAGGUCAGCUUCCCCGCCUCGUCCAAGAGCACCAGGACUACAGGAGACAUGGCUGCCCAGUUCUUCCACAACAUCAGCCCUUUUUAUCAGAAGAAGCUGUAUAAUCUCUAUCGCAUGGACUUCCUGCUCUUCAAUUACUCUGUACCGGCCUACCUCAAGUUUAGAUGAGGCUGGAUUUCGCUCACACACAGAAACUAAAUUACAGAGCCUGGACACCUGCAGAAGAAGCUUCUCCAUGCAAACACUGCAAGUUCUGUUUUAAGAGAAAGAAGAGCAAUCCUUGUCAGAGCUCCAAAGAAAACUAAUUUUAUUCUUGAGACAGAACAUUGCAAUGGAGAACUCUUGAAGGAAUCAUGAGAUCAACAUUGUUGCCUAAAAAAAAAAAAAAAAAAAAAGGCAAAUCCUAUUGUACUGUAGUUAUCGAGCAACUAGAUGUUGCUCAUUGCCUUUGAAUGUGUGAAACAGGGUUGGGCGAUAUGCUGAAAUCUUCCAUCCGGGCCACCGUCAGUCCAACUACUGCGUUGCUAUAAUAUCUGUUUGCAAUCAUCAAAGAGAUAUUUGAGGAAAAGAAGAAUCAGCUUUUGGGGUUUAUUAUGGUUGUAACUGUCUGAGGUCUACGUCAUCAUAUGUGAUAACUCGAACUCUAUAUUUAUGAGCGAGGCAAAACUGGCUUUUCUCUUGUCAGUCAGAAUGAUUUGUUUCUUUGUUCCCAGUUUUCCAAAUCUUGGGAGAGAAAUUUAAUAAAAAAGAAACUUGUAUACUCUGAUUGCCUGGCGUUGGAGUUAAGGUUAGAUUAAGGUCCAAUAAUGACAAUUUAAACAUCAGACUGUUAAACCGGACAAACCAAAGGAUCUAAACUAGGCAGUAAGAUGAAGUGCGUCCACGCGGUACAAACAGCAGGAUAACCUGCUUGCUAAUUGAUUAGGGUGCCCAACUGCACAUGUAGUUUUUGGUCUACUUCUUUAAUUUGAUUGAAUAAUAUAGAUGUUUUUAUUCGGUGCCAAUCAAUUCAACAGCAGCCACUUAAAAAUGGCAAAAGUGUUUAGUGUUUUGUGAAAUGUUUUCCUAUACAUGUACAGUAUGAAUUGACGUUUGAUUUAGUCUAAUAUGUCUCCAUUUAAAAAAAGAUUUCUGCUUGUAAUUAUGCAGAAUCUCAACCUGAAGCUUUUGGCUUUUCUGUGCGAGUAGCAUGUGAUUACAUGCAGGAUGUGAAGAGCAGAAAAAGGGAUCGCAUUGCUGAAGUGCAAACUUAAAACUGCUGGCUUUUAUUGGACAGUAAUUUGAAUCUAAAUUUGAAAAUGUUCGUCAGUGCUUAGAAGAUCAAGCGUUGGCCAGGAUAUCUGCUGGCAGUGCUCAAAGCCUCAGAGGAAUCAUUGGAUAGUAGAAAGCUCCCAGGUUGAUGGCUUCCUGGUCCAUUAUGUUAACAUAAGAAAUAUGCCCAGCCCUACCCACCAACCAAAAAAGAGCAAGAAAGUGCAAAAAACCCGGCUUUGGACUAUAUGCGAUAUAAGCGUUUAUAUUUUUCCGAUCACUCAGUCCUAGCAUGGAAUAUUUUUGGCUUCAUCUUAUUCUGGUUGUGGUCUGCUGUUUUUAAAAGUGUAUUUGCACGACAAACGUUAUUGUUGCAAGUUCCAUAGCAUAAUGAUUAAAGUAUUAAAAUCAUGUUUAGACAGUGAAUGUCUCUCAACAUGUGUGCCUUUGCUUUUGGGCCUUUUUUUUUUUUUUUUUUUUUUUUUGGUCAGUUGUAAAUGACAACUUUUGUAACUGUGACUUUGUUUACUUUUUCGUACUGUAGGAGGAGACUUUUGUGUAAACUAUGACAUUGUCUUUAUUUAUUGUGCCAUUUCUGAUUCCACAGAGUCAAACCAACCAAAAUAGGUAAAGUUUCUCUCACGAUUUUCAAAUAAAAUGCAUCUCAGAAAGAACUUGUUAAUUCCUUAAUAGUGACAAGAAUUCUCAACACAAUAACGCAGAAUACGGCCUGCACAUUUUGCAUGUCAAUCUUUUAUUGAAAUGAUAAACCAUGACUGGAUGUGACCUAGAAGUGUUUAUAAAGGCAACGGUACUACGAAGUCCAGUCAAGCUCGAUGUCAGUGGAAAUAGGAUUAAUUACUGUUUCUGAGUGCUAUUUCCAGACCACUAACAACAAGCUAAAAGUGCAUAUCAAACAAUUGAGAAGGCCCCAUACAGAAAAGUGCAUACUAAAUCAUUUGUUCACAAAAAUAGCACAAAAACAAUCCGUGCCAUCAAUACCUGGAACACGGACACGGUUAAAUACGACAGGCUAUAUUCAGUGGCAUCGUGCUGCACAAAAAAAAAAAUAAGAGAUCCAGUAGAAAUUUGGCAAGAACCAACUGAAGGCUCGUCACGGUUUAAAAGGCACAAAUCUACAGAAAAUAAGCACGAUUAAAAUCUAACAUUCAUCCAGACUGUGCAACGCCUAGUAUACAUUUACACUUAGUUAUAUAUGUUGUUAUUGCCUGAAUACGAUCAUUUGCCUUGUAACAUUUAGGAGCUGACAACAGGUGUACAGAUGUGCCAACGGUUAUUACGGUGGUUCUACAUUACUCCCACUCGCUGCAUCCACUUUGAAUGGACUGUGGUUUUGAUAAUAACCACAGUGAGCUGGUGAAUAUGGAGACUAAAGUGCAAAAGAACUCCACCCUGUCCGCGUGUUUAUUUUUUUCUUCCACCACCUGUUUCCUGUAUUCUCUUUUUUUACAUGUUGCUUAUCUACAGUGGGAAUAUCUGUGCCUCAGUGCUGGGUGUGAAGAGCUAUCGGCAGUGAAAAAAAUCAAAAUUGAUAUAAACUAUAGUGCAAGAGUCUCAAGCCCCUCAUUUCUUUAUAUUUUGCUAAAAUGGUUGCAAAGUAAUAUGCAAUGCAAAAACAGUGUCUGUACGAUUGUAACAAGCUUCAAAGCAAGCAUUUUUGUGAUUUUGUUCAGUAGUCCUCACGAUUAGUUCUCUAGGCUUCUUGAAGGACACUCAAAGCUCUUCUCUGGAUCUUUCUGCCUUUCGUUCAGUUCUCUGCAGAGAUCAUCCCACACUGCUUCAAUAAUGUUGAGGUCCGGGCUCUGGGGAGGCCGACCCAUGACUCAGUGCUGCACCGAGUUCUGGGGAUCAUUGCCAUGCCGACAAAUGAAGUUGCUGCCAAUCAAAUGCUUUGGUAUUGCAUAGUGGAUCACGAUCUCCAACACCACCGUUUCCUCACAUUUUUUAACGACGCACUGCACACCAUGGCAAGAGAUGCCAGGUUUUCAGCUAAUAGUUGUUCAUAUGUGUUAAUUGGCUUAACAAAAAAAGUAUUCCUCUGAAAGUGGUCAGGUACAAGCACUGAACUGAAAAUGGGUGAAAACUCAGCCAAUGUCCAAAGAAAAACUUUGAAAGACCUUCUGAAAACCUGGAGAACUAUUGCUCAAGACCUUCUUUUGAAGGGGGGAGGGGAAGUAACGUAUAAUGAAGGGAUGGGGAGACUCAAGAUUAUUGCACAGUACUGUAUGUUGUGAAUAAAUUAUAACCACACAAUGAAUGAUUUACUUUUCACAAAAUAAAA